GAUCUUGAGUAGUAUUGAGCGAAUACAGCUGUUGAUGAAGGUCUGUAGUUUGUUUGAGGUGCUCUUUAUGACGUGCUGGCCAAGUCUGCGAUCUGUAUAGUAGCACUGAUUUCACAUCAGUACUCCUUAUUAUAACUAUUAUUACUAGAUUGUACUGUUCAAUUGUCGGAAUCCUUUAACUGUUAAUUAAUCUUUACAUUUUGGUAUAUUUUCUUUCCGUUUAGGCAUCAUAAUUUUAAUCAUACUGAUGGAGAAUCAGUCUAUUCAUAUUUUAGUCAACAAGAUAUGACUCAACCGGCUGGACAUCAACAUUUAAAUCCUUUACCAGAAGAAAAUCAAAUGAAUCAAGGUGAUAAUGCUCCGGGUUAUGUGGACUCUGGGAUUCAAACUGCUGAUAUUAAUGGUGGUGGUGGCACAGCAACAGAUGCUGGUGGUAGUCCAGGAGCAGGUGGUGGUGGUAGUCAUCGACAUCAUCGUCGUAGAAGACGUAAACAAUCACAGCAACAACAGCAACAAGAACGUCAAACUGGAGAUAUGUCUGGUGGUGGUGGAUCUGAAGCAAUUCAUGACUCUAAUAUACAGGAUAAUGGUGGUGGUGCCGGCGGUGGUGGUAUGGAGCGUCUACAGAAUCAAUCUCAAUCGAUUCGAGACUCUCAAAUGGAUUUAGGGCUUCAAAAACGACAGCACGCUUUAUCCUCACCUGGACCAUAUUCAGAUACAGAUCCUAUGUUAUCUGGUCAAUCAAAUAUACCUGGCUUGCAUUCAUAUCCACAUAAUGCCAAUGGGUCAAUGGAACCUCCACCGAUGUCAAGAUAUAUUCGUUAUGAUUCACCUCAACGUGCUCCAUCCGUAUUGGCUGUUGCAGCUAUGGCAUUCGCCUCGAAUAUGAAUAAUAAUCCAGAUCAUAAUUCAAUGACCCCUUAUCAACAGCAUCAUUUUAAUCCUGAUUCACUUUCACGACAUAUUGGAGGUGGAAAUGGCCCCAGUGGUGGCAAUUAUCAUCCAACAACCGGUUCUGGUUCUGGUACAGGCUUAUUAGUUGGUCCACCGCCACGUAUACGUGAUUAUUCUGAAUAUGGUAUUCCUCGAGGGAUUGGUCUACCGCCAACACCAACCGUUGGCGCUGGUGGUGGGGGUGGUCAACCUCAGUCAUUACCACAGCAUAAUGUUUUAAUGUCAUCACCACCACUACCACCAUCGGGAGGAGCAGCAGCAGCGGUACCUUCUGGUGUCGGAGGAAGUAUGUAUUAUGAUGGUGGUGGUGGUCAUUAUCAUCGUGAAGGACAAGCAUAGAGAGAGAAAAAAAAGAAGAAGGUUAAGAAGAUGUUUACUUCUCACCCGCACCAUCCCCCGCGACCCUCGCGAAUUUAUAUAUACACACAUAAAAACAAUCAUUUGUUGGCUUGUGUUUUUCUGCCUUGUUGGACGAAAUUACUUAUUACUGUUAUCAUUACUUGAUUACACCAACAGUCUCUAUCGACAGUGUGAGUAGACACACUUCAAAUUAUAACUCUUACUCACACACACACAUGCACACAUGCAACGAAAGAGACAUACGGACAUACAUGAACCGAAAGUAGUUUAUUCAAAAUUUAUGCUUUGCAUCCUACCAUCUGUUGACGGAAUUGGCGGGAAACCAUUUUUAUCUGUCCCAUGUACUAUUUAUUGUAUUCCAACAGUAUGAGGCCUACCAAUUAACCAUACAUGACCCCUCAUUCACUUACUCAAUCAAUCACACACAUCCAAUAUGCCUUCCAUUUUGUGCAUACUUUUUAUCCUUUAUGAGAAGGAUUGUGUUUGUGUGUGUGUGUGUACCUUUCCUCUUGUGUAUGUAUGUAGGUGUGCGUGUGUGGGCGUUCUAGUAAAGUAUUCGAAUUAAUGCAUGCAUUUUUUAAAUUAAAUUAAACGCUUAUACAUAUAUAUGUGUGUUUGUUGAUCGGUGUCUUGUUGUAAACUAGGUCAUAUUACAACAUAAUAUAUUCUAUUUAAUUUAUUUGUUUUUUGUUUAUCAACUUUUCCAUUUUUUUAUUUUUGAAAAUUGUUUUCCAAAUUGUUUGUUUUGUUUAUUGUUGUUUCUUCGUCCCCCUGCCCCUCUUUCUCUCUCUCUCUCUUUGUCGUGUUUCUUUUUUUUGUUUUUGUUUUGCUCUAUCCCCCUUCUACUCUAUUGUAGAUGUGACAAUCACAGUUGUCUGUGAAAAAAUCGAUCUCAUUCAUACAUAUAAAUAUAGAAGUGUAUACUCCUGUCUCCCCCCACCCUUUGACGCCUUUUAACUUUUCCUUAUUGUUAUGUAAUCAAUCAACUAAUCAAUCAAUGGAUUAAUCAGUAAAUUGAUGGGUUAGUUUAUUGAUUGGUUGGUUGGUGGGGGAGGAGAUCCAAGAACCAAACUAUCAAUUGAUAAAAUUGCUUGAUAUGUAAUUAUCGAUCUCAAAUGUUCAUGGAGUGGAGGAGGAAUUCACAUGAAUUUACAUCUUCACUAGGCAUUUUUUUUUGUUAUCGUCAAUGUCUUACCUACCUACCUACCUACCUGCCUUUAUGUGUGCUUUUGUGUGUGAACUUUACAAGAGAGGGAGAGUUGGUAAAGCAAACUCAAAUUUUUCUUACCGCCUGGAUCACUAUUAUUAUUACUACUACUAUUAAUUAUUGAUUUUUGACGAUUUCUAAUAAUGUACAGUUAGCAUUUGUUUGUAUUUUUUGCGGCUUUUUAGUUUCCCAUCGCCUCCACGAACACAUGCAUGAAUGUACCAACAGAUGAGUGAUAGCACACACCUGACCGUUGAGAUGUGUGAGGGAGAGGGUGGUUGGGAGCGGUUACGUAAUGUGAUUAACCACUGUUAUUGAUUGAUUUAUUACUGUUAUUAUUAUUAUUGUUAUUACUUAUUGUUAAUAAUAUUAUUUUGUUUUUUUUGUCUUUGUUAUGUAACAUUGAUGAUGCAUGUACCAACACCGUCAUCGUUUACUAUUUGUUCCGUUUGUAUUCACAGUCUCUUUACCCCGGUUGUUAUUUAUUAUUUUAUUGUUCUGUCUGGUCUCUCCUACCCUCUUCUCUACGGCGACUAGUCUCUCUGUGGUUGACUUUUAUAUUCCUUAAACAGUCGAUUUUUUUUAAUUUAUUUAUGGAACCAUUGUGCUUGUGUUGUUGUGUGUCUCUGUGUGUGCUUUGCUUCCGUGUACAGAUUUACUCUGUGUGUGUGUGUAUUUCUGGCUGAAUGUGUGUAAAAUUCUGCUGUAUAUACAUGCAGAUAUCUACAUAAUUAUGAUGUAAUUAUAUUAGAAAUGUCUUUUGUUUUGUUCUCUUUUUUCUCUAACCUUAAUCUGCCUUAUUUUUAAUUCGCCAAUCUGAAUACUAAUCACUACCACCGCUACUGCUGUCACGCACACACACACACACACGCAGACAAACACGAGCGAAACAGACAUGUACACAAUCUUUAUAUUGCCUUCCUUUCAUUUUGCUCUUUUUUCUUUUCUGUGUGUCUUAUGUUGUUUUUUGUUUUUCUCUUCGUGUACAUGGGAUGGUGGUUAUGGCGACGACGGGUGUGUGGUGAUGAUGAUGAUGAGAAACGGGUGGUGGUAGUGAAAAUACCGGUUUGUGUGUCUGUUCCUUUAGCGCAUUUCUCCCCUCCCUCAUCACCCCCCCUUUUUGUUUUAUUGUACUAAUAUUAUACAUGGCUUUCAUGGAGAAUAAAGGCGAUUUGUUACAUACAUAACUAGGAUGAUGAUGGUGAUGGCGAUCGCCGCCACUGCCACUGUUCUCGUUGUUCUUGUUGUUAUUAUGUAACGUUGGUGUUUUGUUCUACUGUUCUGAUCUUUUGUUGCUAUUUUGCUCGGUCUCUUGAUCAGCGUCUCUUCAUCGCAUUGCGUUUUGUGUCUAUACCAUAUACACAAUUAGACACUUUUGAGCAUUUUUAAUUUGUGUAUUUUAUCGCCUCCCCUCCCAUCUCCCCUCUCCGUCUCAUCCCCACCCACACCUACGCUACGCUGAUAUUGUUCCAUCGAGGUUUAUUCCUCCUCUCUUUUAUUAUAUUGAGCAUUACUUCCACUCCGACGAAGAGUAGGAGAAACAUUGACGACGGUAUCCAGCGAUUAAUUACACACACAAUCAACGUUACUAAAUAUUGACAUAUUAUAGUAUUAUUAUUAUUAUUUUUAGUAAUAACGAUAAUCAUAUAAUAUGUGAAUGUAUUUUAUCUUUGUUUGAAGUGCUUUUUAAUGAUGUUUCAUUAUUAUUAUUAUUAAUAAUAUUAUUAUUAUUACUACCAUUACUACUAAUAUUACUUACUGUGUAAAAUAAUCUUUAAUUAUUAUAUACACGACAAUAAAUUAAUUAAUCUAUUAAUGAG
Messenger RNA from Trichobilharzia regenti, 4341 nucleotides. NCBI's taxonomy places the organism in Eukaryota, Metazoa, Platyhelminthes, Trematoda, Strigeidida, Schistosomatidae. The record is from the annotation of a GenBank genome assembly.